This is a messenger RNA of Solanum stenotomum, 801 nucleotides long. RefSeq lists its product as uncharacterized. The record is from RefSeq and is a predicted model, not a curated record. Lineage: Eukaryota; Viridiplantae; Streptophyta; Magnoliopsida; Solanales; Solanaceae. The coding region runs from base 1 to 801 and encodes 266 amino acids. The transcript has a single exon.
AUGUCAAAUCUAUCAAAGCUUGAGUUUGUGGCACUUGAUAGUACCGGAAAGAAUUAUUUGUCAUGGGUCCUUGAUGCUGAAAUCCACCUUGACGCUAAAGGUCUUGGUGAUACUAUUAAACAAGAAAAUAAAGCACCAAGUCAGGAUAAAGCGAAGACCAUGAUUUUUCUCCGACAUCAUCUUCAUGAGGGAUUAAGAACUGAAUAUUUAACUGUGAAAGACCCCCUUGAAUUAUGGAUUAAUUUGAAGGAUCGGUAUUACCACCUAAAACUUACGGUGUUACCAAAAGCUCGAUAUGAGUGGAUACACCUUCAAUUUCAAGAUUUUAAAACUGUAACUGAGUAUAAUUUUGCUAUUCAUAAAGUAAGUUCCAUAUUAAAAUUAUGUGGAGAUACUAUCACUGAUGAUGACUUACUUGAGAAGACUUUUUCCACAUUUCACGCUCCAAAUGUGUUGUUACAACAACAAUACCGUGAAAAGGGGUUUAAGAAAUAUUUUGAAUUAAUUACAUGCCUACUUGUGGCUGAGCAGAAUAAUACUUUGUUGAUGAAAAAUCAUGAAGCCCGUCCCACUGGGUCUGCUCCAUUCCCUGAAGCGAAUGUUGUAGCAACACAUAAUCAAUCUGAAUCAAGAGAAAAUAAUUCUCGUGGACGUGGCCAUGGUCGUGGACGAGGACGUGGACGUGGACGUGGACGUGGUAGAGGUCGAAAUAAUUAUCGUCAUUUUGGUGGAAAUAAACAUGAGAGUAACAAAAAUUCUCAAAAUAAUCCUUCUCGAGGUAGAAUCAAUAUUUGUCACUGA